This is a messenger RNA of Aphanomyces invadans, 1762 nucleotides long. RefSeq lists its product as hypothetical. The coding region runs from base 708 to 1160 and encodes 150 amino acids. The transcript has a single exon. NCBI's taxonomy places the organism in Eukaryota, Oomycota, Saprolegniomycetes, Saprolegniales, Verrucalvaceae. The record is from RefSeq and is a predicted model, not a curated record.
CUCGGAUUCUGCCAGGCGAAAGAAAAUCGAGCGACGUGCCCACCAACGCCACGCGGCUCCUACGCCCUUGCCCGCCACGACGACGCAAGUAGCGCCAACUCUCGACGGAUGCACCUUACGCUGGCACCCACUUCACACCCGCGGACAUGCAAGCAAGGUCGCGCGGGUUCCAGCACGCACAUGCAUCCAACCAAAAGCCACCUGAGUAGGGAGACUGACAAGUCCUCCUCGCCGGUGCGAUGAUUUCGACAACGACCGAUACCCCAUGCUGAAACGAGCGCCGGUCGACGACAUCUUGUGGCAUCCAUUCGUGGAACCGUGCCGAACCGCGUCGUGUGGCUCAUGCGCAAAAACUGCACCAACUCGAUACAUUACACCAAAGGAACGCAAAAGAGGGAAUCGAAAGAACCAUGGCGAUGCGUGAAGCCGUUGGAGGGUCGACUCCCCAUAGCGCGAGCACGUACAAGCUCGGCACACAACACUGCCUCCAGUUCGCGCAUGCCAGCCGAGUUCGUCGCUCGAGCGUUUCGUUCCCCAUACCUUCGAGAUCGACAACAACGUCAACGUAGUCGCCGAGGGACGGCCAAGCCGUUGCAAUGGACACUCCAUUGCAGUGCAAUCACUUGGUGUUUGUAUACACAGUGCACCGGCCACACUUGUGACCACAUCAAUCAUGACGCCAUUCGGCAUCUCACCCACGGCAGCACAUGGCUCCACCCGCCGCCGCCGCCGCGUUGGGCGUUCGGCACGCGGCGAUGGUGCCACACAGCCAGCCGCACCUUGUAGUGUAUAGAGGUCGAUGCAAGUAUAAGUCGGGCAAGUGCGCGAACGAACGUUCGGUCAAGGACAACGGUCUGCCGCACACGUUGUGCGAGCCGCACCGCGUGCAACACAACAAGAAUCAGCGCAAGUCGGACGUGAAGCGGCGACGGCAGAUGCGACUGGAACGAGGGGGUAGCAAGACACGUGUGCCAGCCAAACCGUCGACGACCGACGAGACGUGGACACUGCGCGCAAGUUGUCCGUCGCUGCAGUCGGUCGACGACGCAUUGCCUGCCGACACUGCAGCGGCGUCACCAGCGUCCAUCCUCGAGCCAUUCAAGUGGAACGACGACUGGACCUUUGACGACUUGAUCCUCCUCCGCGACGUGAUCAUGUGACCGCUCGAUGGACUUGUCGCGAUGGAAAAUGCAAUAUUUACCGUCAACCUGUGUCGAUGGCAUCGCGCGGAGAAGGGCGGUGGUCGUGUGUGCGGAAUUCUCCUGGCGUUGUUGCGUGGGGAUCUGUCGCGUCGCUGCCAGUGUCGCCAUCGGGCAGUAGCGAUGGGCAACACCAUUAGUCGCAGCCAUCGCAAUCCAAGAGGAACGACAGGAUGUGCAUGGAGACAGGGCAUCGAAGCGACGCCGCCUCUAGCACGCGCGGCCAUGCGUUCAAUGUGUCGCGGCCAGCACCCGGCCGUCAUGCAGCCCCGUUGGAUGGCGUACACGGAUGUGUAGAUGGAGCAAGACGUCGAGAGAUGGUGCGGCGGUGUUUGUGCGAGGUAGGCGAACGUCAGGUACAUGGCGCGCCCGAUGGCUUGCGAUCGUGUCCCGCGGGAACCAAGACGGUUGCAUCAAUCUUUUUCGUGUCUACGAGAUGGUUAAAAAGCUUCGCAACGAAUUCCGAAACUGGCCCAACUUUUGCGUGAACCGGUCGCGGUUGGACGCUUCCAACGACGGGACGAUAUCUUGGUACAGCUUGGCAAACGCGUCGUCGACUUGGG